Messenger RNA from Aureobasidium vineae, 705 nucleotides. The record is from the annotation of a GenBank genome assembly. NCBI's taxonomy places the organism in Eukaryota, Fungi, Ascomycota, Dothideomycetes, Dothideales, Saccotheciaceae.
AUGCAGAACACUACGUCCCUUGUGGCUCAGCAAGAACCCGUUGCGCAAAGACAUUUGUCUCCAACCUCCGAACUCCCUGUGACAGUAGCCACUACCAACACAAAGCCGCUCAAUCGAGAGGCCCAACUCAGUCAAAUGGUUGAUGAUCUUGUUGGGCCCGACGAAGACGACAUUGUUCCUCCAGGUCCGAAUGACUCUUUCGGUGUUACCGGCUACAACGGCAACGCUGCCCUUAGNGGGGUUUCGCCGCGUGGUUUCCAGGCUGUUCGAACGCCCGAACUGCGAACAGAAGCAUGGCAGCUACCUCUGAGUCCGACUGGCGUUCCUUCACAGCGUCUGCAUUCGGUCUCCAACAUCUGGAAUGGUGCACCUAUACGAGAAACAAGCCCGAUAACUCCUUUCGGAAGUGCACCUCCUGGACUCCCCAUCUCAGCCAGCGCCAGACGUUCGAACGCGCAUUCCCGCGUGAACUCGACAAACUCUAUCCGAAGUCCUCUCCCACAGCCAGACGGGCUGUCUUCUUUCGAGCCGACUCCAAAUCCCUACAAUAGUAUUGGCGCCCGCGGAGACCGUUACCAGAGCUUUUCAGGACACUAUACAGGCAUGCAGAGUCCUCUGCUCUUUGGGGCGGGUAUGUCACCCUGGAGCACAGGACCUAGAAAGUCAGUCCCCAACAUCACACCACCCAACGGCCAAGGUGGUUGA